Messenger RNA from Brassica oleracea var. oleracea, 1020 nucleotides. RefSeq lists its product as uncharacterized. Gene Ontology annotation, cellular component: cytoplasm. The transcript has a single exon. The coding region runs from base 1 to 1020 and encodes 339 amino acids. Gene Ontology annotation, molecular function: ubiquitin protein ligase activity. Lineage: Eukaryota; Viridiplantae; Streptophyta; Magnoliopsida; Brassicales; Brassicaceae. The record is from RefSeq and is a predicted model, not a curated record. Gene Ontology annotation, biological process: protein ubiquitination.
AUGGCGAAACUCUUCGGUUUUCCAAUUAACGUCGAAGAAGACGGUGGACGUGGUGGUGGUGGUGGUAGCUCAACCAAUGCGGAGGCUUCUCGAUCUGCCAUGAACUUAUCCGCCGGCUUGCCUCAGAGAGAAACCAAUCCAUAUCCCCGUUUCUCAGAGUCUGGAUCGUCCCCUAUGGAUUCGGAAUCGAAUCUGGAGAACUCCUUCAUCGAUUUCUUCGGUAGAGAGUCGCACGAGAUCGAGACGGCCGGGCGGAAUCAGAUGCAACGUGUCUCGCGUGGUGUAGACAUGGAGGAGGAUGGGGAGAUUGAUUUAAGGCUCGGAAUCGGGUCCGGGGCUGGGUCGGGUCAGAUACGGUGUGAUUCGGUUACAGGGGAUAAGGAAACUGAUUCGGGUCGGGUCGAAGCUGGUACGGAUCUUAUUGAAGAGCUCUUUUGCGCGGAGGAGGAAGAAGGCAUGUUGAUGGCUGAUGACGAAGUACUCGAUUGGGAAUUAGAUCCUGUCCAACCUACUAGUCAUGUGGAGGAAGGAGAUGAAUUGGCGUUACCUGUUAACAACGAUGCUCUACUUGAAGAUUUUAACGAAGAAGCUCUAGACGAUUUCAUGAUGGGCGUUUUUGAAGGCAGUUCUAUUAUGGAUGUGACUUACGAAGACAUUCUAGCUAUUUUUCCUGAACCCGGUGGUGACGACCAUGUAGAUUACUUUGAUGUUUUUGUGCAACCAUUCGAUCAAGAGCCUUCGGUCAUGGCAAGUCCUCCCGCGUCCAAAAGGGUUGUUGAUGAGCUUCCUGUUGUGGAGAUCACCUCUGAGGAACUGAGCAGCGGGAACAUUGCUUGCGCGAUCUGCGUUGGUGAUUUUGUGGUGAAGGAGAAAGUUUCUAGGCUUCCUUGUUGGCAUUACUAUCAUGGAGAGUGUAUACUACCUUGGCUAGAGAUGAAGAACACAUGCCCGGUUUGUCGGUUUGAGCUUCCUACUGAUGAUCUUGAGUAUGAAAGGAAUAGGAGAGAUCAUAGAGGCUAG